Messenger RNA from Xiphias gladius (swordfish), 1294 nucleotides. Its product is annotated as perilipin-2-like. The coding region runs from base 145 to 1185 and encodes 346 amino acids. Gene Ontology annotation, cellular component: lipid droplet; cytosol. Gene Ontology annotation, biological process: lipid storage; positive regulation of triglyceride storage. The record is from RefSeq and is a predicted model, not a curated record. The transcript has 7 exons. NCBI's taxonomy places the organism in Eukaryota, Metazoa, Chordata, Actinopteri, Istiophoriformes, Xiphiidae.
CCUACUUUGUAUCGUGGCUUGCCACAGAAGACACGGAAGAAAGAAAAAAAAAAAUACACAAAACAAAAUAGGUCUGCGUUGACAUCUCGCGAGAACAGCCGGGGAAGCAUCCCGGCAGCGCUGCGGAGACACAGGGUGCGAAACAUGCCGAUGAACAACAACCAGAAGGUACAGAGCGCAGCUGCUAGACUCGCCAAGCUGCCCAUUGUUCACUCAGCUUGUAGCAAGCUGUCAGUCUUGUACGCUGACACCAAAUGCAGCCACCCGAACCUGAAGACUGCGUGUGAGUUGCUGGAGAACAGUGUGACAGCGUUGGGCACAGCGACCUGUGACAGAGUUUCGCCGGUCAUUGUUAAACUGGAGCCCCAGAUUUCCUCUGCAAAUGAAGUGGCAUGUAAAAGUCUUGACUGGCUGGAGACUACUUUCCCUGUGCUUCACACACCCAAGGAGGAGAUUGUUGCCCUGGGCAAGAACAAACUGCACGAGAUCCAGGAUGCGGUAAGCACUGCAGCUAACGGAACCAUGAACUGCGUACAAUACACAGUCACAUGGGUGAUGGAGAGGAUGCAGCAGGUUGAUGACAGGACUAACCAGACUCUGGUGGAGAGAGCCAUCAGUUUGGCCGGUCUGGGACUGGACUCUGCCCUGAGCAUGUCAGAGGCACUGAUGGACUGCGUGCUUCCUCCCACCGAAGAAGAUACAAAAGAAGCAGCAGCUCACUUGGUGGAGGGCUUUGAGGCUGCCAGACUCAGGAGAAGUUACCCUGUGCGACUGGUUUCACUUGCUGCCAAACUGUGUCGGAGGACCUACAGCAUGGUUGGGGUCAAGAUGCACUCUGUUCAGGUCAUGGAGACUUUGUCCAGGCCUUCAGCUCUGGUUCAGGAGCUUCAGACAACCUGGAUGACCUUGGCCUGGAGCCUCCAAGGGCUGCCUCAGUACCUGCAGCAUCAGGCUGUGUCUGUGUUGUUCUUUAUCUCACAGAUGUACAACUUAAGGUGCCCAGCAUCUUCACAAAACCAGUCUAGUCAAGUUAGAAGUCAUCUCAAUGCAGCCGAGGUCUCUUCACUUCACAAGGAUGUGGUCCAGGUCCAGCCAAAGGCUCCACCUACCUGCCGAAUGAGGAGGCCUACCAAAAUGUCUGUGUUUGACAAUGGCUGUAAUGUUAAGGGAUGCAUGCGUCGUUGAUGUAGAUUACUGUAAUUAUUUGUUUGUGUUGAAUUUAUACCCUAAAGCUUUCACAAAGUGGUGUAACUGAAUACUGGUGUAAAAUAAAAGUUAUUUCAAGAUUCAUGAA